Messenger RNA from Clarias gariepinus (North African catfish), 2961 nucleotides. It is a transcript of the gene pou6f1, whose product is annotated as POU class 6 homeobox 1. NCBI's taxonomy places the organism in Eukaryota, Metazoa, Chordata, Actinopteri, Siluriformes, Clariidae. Gene Ontology annotation, biological process: regulation of transcription by RNA polymerase II. The transcript has 11 exons. Bases 462 to 2252 code for a protein of 596 amino acids. The record is from RefSeq and is a predicted model, not a curated record. Gene Ontology annotation, molecular function: DNA-binding transcription factor activity, RNA polymerase II-specific; RNA polymerase II cis-regulatory region sequence-specific DNA binding.
UAAGGCAGCCAUCGCGCUUGGUCUCGAGCCAGCGACAUUUUUUUCAUGGCAACACUCGGCCUGCAUAAAUUAUGUUCAUGACGUAGUGCAAAAUCCAACAUUUCUCUUAAUAUUUUUGGACUUUUCUGCAGAUAAUGCUUACGUUUACUUUAUUUCGGUGGACUGUGUUCACCUGAGUGAUAGUUUACGAGGAUACCAAUCAUUAAGUAUUUAGUAAACGAGCUACAUUGCGCCGCCGAGCCUCUUUAUCAAUGCAAAUGCCUCUUUUGUGUGCAGCCGGAGCGUCCGUCUGGAAGCUGUGAGAUGAAUUUUUAAUUAUGUAUGUCUAAUACAAACUGUGGCAAAGCACGCCGAAGGAGCUGAAAGGCAGAAAUUAACCGUAAUUCCUCCGAUGGGCUUGUAAGCAGCAUUGCCCUGCAGUCAACAUGCCUCACUUCUGAUCCUGUACAUGAAACUGAACGAUGGAUUCAGAAGAGCUUCCUGCAGAAGAUGCACCGCUUACUGUCAACGAGCAGGUUAUUGUCAUGUCCAGUCAUGAGACAAUUCGGGUUCUAGAGGUUGAAGUGGAUGCAGCUGUGCCCUCGCCUGGACCUCAUGUGAAAACUGAGGCAGGAGCAGAAGAGGGGAGAGGAAAAGCUUUAGAGGCAGCAGAGGUCAUCACUCAGGAUAAACAAACAGCAUCCAGUAAUAUACCUACAGUUUCUAAUGAGACUGGAGCCCCCUCUGUUCAGAACGUUGCAAUUCCUAUAAGUCUCUCUUUGCCUCACCACCAGACCAGCAUGCCUAUAACAAUCCAGGGUUGUCCACAGGUUCUGACCCAAGAUGGCCUUGCUACUCUGAUGACUGGCAUGAUUGCCCAGCAGAGCACUCUGAGCCAGCCCCUGCUGAUUCCACUAAAUAUGGCUGGCUCUGUGGGUGGACAAAAUGGCCUGGCCUUACUAACACUUCCAGCAACCACACUAGCCACUCUACCUGGUUUCGGGGCUGGUGGCCAGGCUGGAGGUCUCAUUAAACUACCUUUUGCCGGCCUACAGGCUGCCACUGUCCUGAACUCAGUCCAGCCUCAGCUUCAGGUACCUGCACAGACACUGCUGCAGCCCCAAGCAGCUGCACUGCAGUCAAUGCAGCAGACUCAGGCUGCUCCAGCCAGCACUGCAACUGUAGCUUCAGUCAUGCACAAAGUUACUGAGCCCAGUGCAUCAGUUGCAACACUUCAGACCACAGGCCUCACUAUUAACCCUGCAAUUAUCAGUGCUGCAUCUUUGGGUGCUCAGCCACAGUUUAUUAGUUCUCUGACUACAACUCCCAUCAUCACUAACACCAAUGUGGCAGGACUAACCAGUCAGAUCAUCACUAAUGCACAGGGUCAGAUGAUAGGCACUUUGCCUGUGCUGGUGAACCCUGCAUCUCUGACGGGAGUGUCUUCAACACAUUCACCACCAACUCAGGGUCUUCAGGUGCAGACUAUGGCUCCUCAGCUGCUGCUGAACUCCCAAGGCCAAAUCAUUGCCACAAUUGGGAGCAACCCUGGUGCUGCUGCUCUCACUACAUCAACCAGCUCAUCAGUCUUGACUAAAACUACUCUGUCACACACCAAGGCCAACACACAGGCUCCUACUGUAUCAGUAAACCAGUCUCCAGUCAUGAUUGCCCCACAACCCUCCACAGGGAAAUCAACCUCCUCAUCGAUUCCUGUUGCCUGUGCAGAAAUGCCCACAGUCAGCCAACUCGUCAACAAACCACAGUCUGGGGUGACUGAAGAAGAGGGCAUUAACUUGGAGGAGAUCCGUGAAUUUGCCAAAAAUUUUAAGAUUCGACGGCUUUCACUGGGGUUGACACAAACACAAGUGGGACAAGCGCUUACAGCUACUGAGGGACCGGCUUAUAGCCAGUCUGCAAUCUGCAGGUUUGAGAAGCUUGAUAUAACACCCAAGAGUGCCCAGAAGCUAAAACCAGUUCUAGAGCGUUGGCUUGCUGAAGCAGAGCUCUGGAACCAGAAGGGCCAGCAAAAUCUAAUGGAGUUCGUGGGAGGUGAGCCUUCCAAGAAACGCAAACGGCGCACCAGUUUCACACCACAAGCCAUUGAGGUCUUGAACAGCUAUUUUGAGAAAAAUGCACUUCCAACUGGGCAGGAGAUCACAGAAAUUGCCAAGGAACUAAAUUAUGACAGGGAAGUUGUACGAGUUUGGUUUUGCAACCGGAGGCAGACGCUGAAGAAUACCAGCAAGAUCAAUGUGUUCCAAGUGCAGUAGUGUACAAUACAAGCCUGGAAAGACAAUGAGAUAUAUGCAUGGAUAUAAAUUGUUUUUUUGUAUUGUAAGAUGUUAAAGAUUGACUGUUUUGUGAAAAAUGUUUUGGAAGAUUCUAGGUUGGUUUUCAUUGUUAAAAGCAUCAGCCUUGCAAAAAUGGUCAGUAUGGCACAAAUUUAUGAUGGAUUUUGUCAUGAUGCUUUUGUUAAAUAUGCAUGUAAACUUGCCAUUUCAAUUACCAACACAACUGCAAAACAAAUAAUACAGGUUUUCAUAAUGUUAAUAUAGUACUGACAGAAUCUCCUAAAACAUACAUUUGCUUUUUUUUUUGUGUGAGAGCAUGUUUGAUGUACCUUUUUUUUAUUUUAUUUUUUACCAAUUUUAUUUUUUUGUGCCAUUGAAUUUGCAGCUAAGAUUGAAUUCUUGUUUAUUGUGUAUGACCAGGUCGCUGACAUUUUGAAACAAAACUGACAUUCAGAAAAAAAUGUAUGUUUGUUAGGACUGUGGCAUUAAAUGCAUUGUUUUAGCUUUGUGUCUUUUUCUGGACUUCUACAGCCAGUCUCUUGUAAGAAAUUCUGUCAAUCCCAUAUUUUAGACCAUAGAGGCAUAGCAUUGUGGGCUUUUUUGUUUAUCUUGGAGUUAAAUCCGCAAGAUGUUCAUGAAUACUGAUGUCUAAUUUAAAUACAGAAUUGAAAACCAGCUUUUCACUAAA